Molecule: messenger RNA, 690 nt
Organism: Geodia barretti
Lineage: Eukaryota; Metazoa; Porifera; Demospongiae; Tetractinellida; Geodiidae
Source: the annotation of a GenBank genome assembly
AUGGCUUCAAGUUCUGAAUUUGAUGCUGAGACUCCACUAUAUGUUCUGGCAGUACCCUUUGGUCCCACAUCAGUCCACGUCAUAUGGGGUACAAUACAGCCACUAAAGAGGACACUGGGCUACAGGAUCUACUACCGAGGACCCACCAAUGGUAGCGUGGAUAUAGAGGAUCCUAAUGUCAAUAACUGGGUGAUCACUGGACUGAAGAACAAUGGAACAUACAGGGUUUUCGUAGCGGGAAAGUCGAAUCAUCUGCCCAGUGAACGACAGGAGUCUAAUCUAGUCCAUUUAGUUCCAGGAGAGCCGGAGCUACAGCUCUACUCAGCCACUCCAGACACUGUCUCCUUCUCCUGGAGACUCCCUCCUGGCUCAGCCGUGGACUCAUUCCAAGUCCAGUGGGACCGAAACCACUCCCAGUUUGCCACGUUCCGCGACACUCUCUCAAACUCCACCCACAACUACACCGUGACUGGGUUGAAGGACUAUGAUAAUGCCAUGUAUACUAUCACCGUCACUGCCUUUAAUGCUGUUGGGAGUAGCACCAGUUCCAACAUGAACUUUGUGGCAAACUUUGUCAAUGGCGAUGCUGGUGGGAGUGAGGUACCAGAGAACAGUAUGGGUGAAUCUGAGGGACCUCACGAGGGGCUAAUUGCAGGGGUCGUGGUGGCUGGUAUUGUGAUUAUUGCCAUA